Molecule: messenger RNA, 2760 nt
Organism: Cyphellophora europaea CBS 101466
Lineage: Eukaryota; Fungi; Ascomycota; Eurotiomycetes; Chaetothyriales; Cyphellophoraceae
Exons: 3
Coding region: 1-2760 (919 amino acids)
Biological process (GO): intracellular protein transport; endoplasmic reticulum to Golgi vesicle-mediated transport; protein secretion
Cellular component (GO): COPI vesicle coat; endoplasmic reticulum; Golgi membrane
Molecular function (GO): structural molecule activity
Source: RefSeq, a predicted model, not a curated record
AUGAGUUACGCAAAAAAGGAUGAGGACGCGGACCAUCCCGGCUUCAAGCUGGACCGCACGUCCGUCUUCCAAGAUGCACGACUCUUUAACUCGUCACCCAUAUCCCCUCGAAAAUGCCGGACUCUCCUCACCAAGAUUGCUGUCCUUCUUUUCACCGGCGAGAAAUUCCCUACCAACGAAGCCACCACCCUCUUCUUCGGUAUCUCCAAGCUGUUCCAGAACAAAGACCCCUCGCUCCGACAGAUGGUCUACUUGAUCGUGAAAGAGCUGGCCUCCUCGGCUGAGGAUAUCAUCAUGUUCACAGCCAUCAUUCAGCGAGAUCUUACAGUUACUAGCGACAUCAUCUACAAGGCUAAUGCCAUACGUUCGUUAUGCCGCAUUAUUGACGCUUCCAGCGUGCAGGGCAUGGAACGUUUGAUCAAAACUGCUAUUGUGGACAAGUCACCCGCUGUCUCGUCUGCUGCACUUGUUUCUUCCUACCACCUCCUCCCCAUGGCUCGAGAUGUUGUGCGGAGAUGGCAGUCAGAAACCCAAGAAGCCGCCGGUUCCUCAAAGUCGGGCGGCGGGUUCCUGAGCUUUGGCGGUAGCUCUCAGACCCUAGCCGCCUCGAACACGAACUACAUGAACCAAUAUCACGCCAUAGGCCUACUCUAUCAGAUGCGAUCGCACGACCGAAUGGCCCUCCAAAAAAUGGUCCAGCAGUACGGCGCUGCUGGUGCAGUCAAGAGUCCUGCAGGGGUCAUGAUGCUAGUCAGACUGGCUGCCAAACUGGCUGAAGAGGACCCGAACAUGCGGAAACCGAUGAUGCAGAUGCUCGAUAGCUGGCUCCGGCACAAGAGUGAAAUGGUCAACUUCGAAGCUGCAAAAGCCAUUUGCAACAUGCCUGAUGUUACCGACGCGGAGGCCAGUCAGGCCAUCCAUGUGCUACAAUUGUUCCUCACGUCACCCCGCGCCAUCACCAAGUUCGCAGCAAUCCGCAUCCUGCAUUCAUUCGCAUCAUUCAAGCCGCAGGCUGUGCAUUCAGCCAAUCCAGACAUUGAAGCUUUGAUCUCCAACAGCAACAGGUCGAUCGCCACCUUCGCCAUCACAACGCUCCUCAAGACCGGCAACGAAGCUAGUGUGGACCGUUUGAUGAAACAAAUCUCUGGCUUCAUGACCGAGAUCACGGACGAGUUCAAGAUUACUAUCGUCGAGGCGAUCCGAACGCUCUGCAUGAAGUUCCCUAGCAAGCAGGCUGGUAUGUUGACUUUUCUCAGCGGUAUUCUUCGGGAUGAGGGAGGGUACGACUUCAAGCGCGCCGUUGUCGAAAGUAUGUUCGAUCUCAUCAAAUUCGUCCCUGGGAGUAAGGAGGAGACUCUGUCGCACCUUUGUGAGUUCAUUGAAGACUGCGAGUUCACCAAGCUGGCUGUCAGAAUCCUGCAUCUUAUCGGCGUCGAGGGUCCAAAGACGCCUCAGCCAACGAAGUACAUCCGAUACAUCUACAACAGAGUUGUACUGGAAAAUGCUCUGGUCCGGGCCGCUGCCGUAACAGCCUUGGCGAAGUUCGGUGUUGGCCAGAAAGAUCCCGAAGUGAAAGCGAGUGUAAAAGUGCUGCUGACGAGAUGCCUGGACGAUACCGACGACGAAGUCAGAGAUCGUGCUGCACUGAAUCUCCGGCUGAUGGACGAGGAGGAUGACAUCGCGGAACGUUUCAUCAAAAAUGACUCCAUGUUUUCCCUUUCGACGUUUGAACACAAGCUCGUCAUGUACGUCACAUCAACCGACAAGGCUACAUUCAGCACAGCCUUCGAUGUCUCUAGUGUGCCUGUGGUAUCCCAUGAGCAGGCUUUGGCAGAAGAGCGGACCAAGAAGUUGACAACUGCCACACCUACAUUGAAAGCACCUUCGACGGGACCGACAAAGCCAAAGAUUAAUGGCGCGGCGGAAGCUCCCGCGGCGUCAGCGGCUGCCGCACAAAAGUACACCGAAAUAUUCAGCCGCAUUCCAGAGCUGAAAGCUUACGGCGACGUGCUCAAAUCUUCGCCUGUAGUCGAGCUGACGGAGAGCGAAACCGAGUACGUGGUCUCUGCUGUCAAGCACAUCUUGAAAGACCACAUCGUCCUUCAGUACGAUAUCAAAAAUACCAUUGAAGGAUUCGUUCUGGAUAACGUCACUGUACUUGUUGGCCAAUCCGACGACGACGAGCCUGCUCUUGAGGAAGAGUUCAUAAUACCUGCUCCGCGACUCAAGACGAACGAGCCAGGCGUGGUAUAUGUGGCCUUCAAAAAGGUCGAGGGCACGCUGUUCCCUACCACAACGCUAUCGAACAGUCUCAAAUUCACCAACAAGGAGAUCGAUCCAACGACGAACGAGCCAGAAGAUACAGGCUACGAUGAUGAGUAUGAAAUUGAGAACCUAGAGUUGUCGGGCGCCGAUUUCGUGACUCCAGCGUUUGCAGGCAACUUUGACCACAUCUGGGAAGGAACAGGCGCCAAUGGCGAAGAAGUGAGCGAGACUUUGGCUCUAAGCAAUCUGAAGAGUCUGGCUGAUGCCGCUGAGCAACUACCAAGCACUCUGUCCCUUCAGCCACUGGAAGGCACAGAUGUGGUGCUCUCGAAUACAACACACACACUCAAGUUGUAUGGUAAGAGUGUUACAGGUGGACGAGUGGCUGCGCUGGUGAAGAUGGCCUUCAGCAAACAGAGUGGUGUCACUGUUAAAGUGAGCUUGCGAAGUGAUGAGGAGGGGCUGGCGAUGAGCGUACUUCAGGCGUUGGCAUAG